This is a messenger RNA of Ichthyophthirius multifiliis, 1410 nucleotides long. RefSeq lists its product as hypothetical. The transcript has a single exon. NCBI's taxonomy places the organism in Eukaryota, Ciliophora, Oligohymenophorea, Hymenostomatida. The record is from RefSeq and is a predicted model, not a curated record.
UCAUAUAUUAUUAUUUUUUUAAAAAAUAAAAAAAAAAUGUUUUUAGUUGAUUAUUAUUAACAAAAUAUAAACAAAAACGAAUAGAUUUAAGAAAACUUAAUCAUGCAUUAAAUAUAAAAAAAAAGCAAUUUUUAAUAGAAUUAUUUAACUUUAAACUAAAAGCCAGGAUAAGACUAUAAUUAUGGUUAAUUUUAUGAAUUAAAUAUUGAAAAAUUAGAGAUUAUAAAAUAGGAAAAAGAAUUAAAGAAAAAUAAGUUAAAAUCAGUAUAAUCUGAAAACAAAUAAUCACAAAACUAAGAUACUUUUAUUAAAGAAGAAGAAGAAUAAUAACUUUAAAUGUAAAAAGAAUACACAGAUAUAAAUCAAUUAUGAACUUAUGAUUUAUUUAAAAAAAAAAUAAAAAACAAUAUUUAUAGUAAUAUACCCUAGACCAACCCAAAAAAAACACUAUAAUCGACGAAAUGUACCAAAAUUCCGAUUCUUCCGUCGAAAAUACAAUAAAAAAUGAAGAAAAAGACAAAGAAACACCUCAAGAAGACUAAAAAACAUAAAUAAAAUCAUAUAUAUAGGAAAUAACCUUUAAAACAUCAACUGAGGAUAAAAAAAGAUUCUUCUAUUAACCAAUAUAAAAAGGAAAAACUAUUUAAAUGACUAUAAGACGUUAAAAAGGUAUUUUUGGCGCAUUUUAAACUAUAUAUAAUCUUUAUAUGUCUUAUUAAAAUUAAUAGUUUUUACUUUCAGCAAAAAAACGAUAAAAACACUACUAUAUGAUUUAAAUGAACCCUAAUUAUUUUAGUAAAAAAUCUACAGAUUAUAUAGGAAAAAUAAAGGGUAAUUCUUCAAAAAUAUAAUAUAUUAUAUACGAUAAUGGGGAAAAUCCGAAAAAAUGUAUUCUUUAGGAAAAAAUAAGAGAAGAAUGGGGAAUUGUACAAUAAUUUUAUGAUGAAAAUAAAUAAAUUUAAAUAAAAUUUAUUAUUCCAGGUAUAUAAAAUGAUUAUUAAUAAUAUAAUUUAAAGAAAUAAAGCCUAAUAGAGGCAUAAAAUUAAAACAAAGACAAUUUUAUUUAGCUUUUUAAAAAAAAAUAACCCUGGUAUGAUAAUUUUUAAAAUUUUGUUAAAGAUUACAAUGGAAGAGCAAGUAUAGGAAGUGUUAAAAAUAUGCAAAUUUAUAUGGAAAAUGAUUUAAAUAAUAUCGUAUUGUAAAUUGGAAAAGAUAAAGAAAAUGAGUUUAAUAUAGAUGUUAAAUAUCCUUUUUCAAUUUUUUAGGCUUAUGCUAUUGCUUUAUAUUAAUUUGAUUUUACAGCAUAGAUAUGAAAUAAAAUAUAAAUAAAUAUAAUUUAAAACAAAAAGAUAUGAUUUUAAAUUUAAAUGUUUAAAAAAUAAAUAAUAUGAAAAUUAAAAUUUAUAUAUU